UCAAAAACGGAGCAGAGGCCCGAGAGGCAUCGCCCUAGAUAACGGUAGAAUUGUGCACUGUCCGCGGGUUUGUCUCACGCGUAUAAUCGAACGACUGCGACGAGUUUUUAGUGAUUAAAGAGUUUAAAAAAAUUAAGAAACAGGUACUCCCCUAAAAACAAUAACAAUAAAAAAUCUCGUGAGACAGACUGAGUACCUGGGACAAGCACAGUGGGUGUAUUUCAAUUCGUCAGCGUGGUGAGCUUGUGCGGAAAUUCGAUGAAUUGAAAAUUAUUAAUACGAGUUUUUAAAAUAAACGGGCGAUACGAUACGACCGACGGGGAACGGCCCCCCGUGCACGGCGUCUGUGGUUUUUUUCUCUCCUCGGAAUAAAAAAAUUGACUGCGAAAGAACGAAAAGGAGAAUUUACACUGGGAGUCAUCAGAAAAAAAACAGGAAUAAACGAAACAAGAGGGAGGGAGAGGGGAGACGUUGAAGAAUUCGUUGGGAUUCAUGUGAAUGCAGAGUGAAGCCGGUGUGUGCUUAAUUUACUUGUGAUUGAUAGAGAGGGAGAGAAAUAUAUUGAUAAUUACUUUUUGUGGUGAAUUAUAUCGAUGAACCUAUGGCGGUGGAGUGACGAGCUGGACACUGGAAGCAGCUAAUUGCCGGAAAAAUAUUGGAGUUAUCUGUUGGACAAAGAGUUGAAUAGAAAUCAUUUUAACGAUAAAUCAUUAAGGUUAAUUCCAGCAAUUUUUGUGUUGAAUUGUUUUUUGUCUUUAUUUAUUCAACCGAGAUAUCGCAAGAACAACGACAACGGGGCAUCGACGUAAGGGGUGCAGCUCGAAACGAAAGGAGGACAAGACGCGGCGGAUUCGGUGACCCCUCGGCUGUGACAAGGAAUAGAUAGUCUAGGGACUGAAUAACAAUGCGUGAAUAUAAGAUAGUUGUCUUGGGUAGUGGUGGUGUUGGGAAAUCAGCCCUCACUGUCCAGUUUGUUCAGGGUAUAUUUGUUGAAAAAUACGACCCAACGAUUGAGGACAGUUAUCGAAAGCAGGUUGAGGUUGAUGGACAGCAGUGUAUGCUGGAGAUCUUGGACACAGCCGGCACGGAACAAUUCACAGCCAUGAGGGAUUUAUACAUGAAGAAUGGCCAGGGUUUCGUUCUAGUUUAUUCAAUUACAGCCCAAUCGACGUUUAACGAUCUACAAGACCUCAGGGAACAAAUAUUACGGGUAAAGGACACGGACGAUGUUCCAAUGGUACUGGUCGGCAACAAGUGUGACUUGGAGGACGAGAGGGUAGUGGGAAAAGAUCAGGGCGUUAACCUUGCCCGACUAUUCAACUGCGCCUUCAUGGAGACCUCUGCCAAAGCUAAAAUUAAUGUUUAUGACGUCUUCUACGACCUCGUGCGACAAAUCAAUAAAAAAUCCCCAGAAAAGAAGAUGAAACAGAAAAAGAAAUCGUUGUGCCUACUUCUGUAAGGUAGAAGCGGCCUUGGCCGCAAACCACCCGCGUGACAACCAACAUUAAAACGAGGAAAAAAGAAAGAAAUCCAACAAGUAAUCAAGAGUAAUAACUGAAAAAGCCGAAGGAUACUAGUGGUGAAUCAGGGGACAAGCGGAUAUGUGAGACUAGUGACAAGGAUCCCACCACCAGCUCGAAAAUUGAAAAAAAAAAAUAACAAAAACAAAACAAAACUACCAGAAACAAAAAAUUUCAAUCACAAUAAAGACUAAAAGUCGGCCAACAGCCACGAGAAUGCACCUAAAGGCAAUAAGACAGAAUAGAAAACGAGUGAGAGAUUAUUUGUUUUUCGUAGAGAAAGUUAUCACGACGAUGAUGAAUGUGGGGCGAUAAUAAUUGUACAUAAGUUUGUCCCGGGGUGGCUCAUGUGCACGCGCAUCAGUAGCGCACAAAUGAAAAAGGAACUUAAAAUUCGUAAUUAAAGAAAAUGAAAACAAUUUAAUUAUCUAACGAGGCCCCGAGACGUUGGUCAUAGGGAUUUUUGCAUGAGAAAAACAAGAAAAAAAAUUGAAUAAACUUCAAGGGGGAAAAUGAUUGAUUAAUGAUUAAUUGUAUUUAGGAAUUUUAAAAAUAAUGAGGAUGUGAUGAUGAUGAAUUGAGGAAAAAAGAUGAGUAUGUUUGGAUGUGCGCGUGCGCCGAGGCCACACCAGCCCUCCCCUUUCUCCCCCUCUCCCCCCUCAUUAAUUCGCCGCGCACCUCUCUCUUACAUAAUAUAAUAAUUAUUAUUAUAUAGACGGUACAUACAAUGAUUAUUAAUUAUCAAAGCAUCAAAAUAUUCAUAAGUUAUCAAACCGUUUGUUUCCCAAAACAAUAUAUGUUUUUCUAUAUCUUCUCCGUAUUGAAGCAAAUAAUAAAAAUUCAGUAAAUGUUGAAAAUA
Molecule: messenger RNA, 2379 nt
Organism: Diachasma alloeum
Lineage: Eukaryota; Metazoa; Arthropoda; Insecta; Hymenoptera; Braconidae
Gene: Rap1
Product: ras-related protein Rap1
Exons: 4
Coding region: 905-1459 (184 amino acids)
Biological process (GO): Rap protein signal transduction; negative regulation of synaptic vesicle exocytosis; cellular response to cAMP
Cellular component (GO): plasma membrane
Molecular function (GO): GTPase activity; GDP binding; GTP binding
Source: RefSeq, a predicted model, not a curated record